This is a messenger RNA of Colletotrichum gloeosporioides, 1287 nucleotides long. RefSeq names its product N-acetylglucosamine-6-phosphate deacetylase. Gene Ontology annotation, molecular function: hydrolase activity, acting on carbon-nitrogen (but not peptide) bonds. The transcript has a single exon. The record is from RefSeq and is a predicted model, not a curated record. Bases 1 to 1287 code for a protein of 428 amino acids. NCBI's taxonomy places the organism in Eukaryota, Fungi, Ascomycota, Sordariomycetes, Glomerellales, Glomerellaceae.
AUGAGAAUUACCACACUUACUUCUAUUUUUGCGGCCUCGCAGCUAUUAGCUGGUGGUGAAGCAUGCCCUUUCCACUUGAACGACGACGAGCACUCCUCGCCAUCCAUCAACAAUGUCAGGCGGUCCAUGCCGACGAAUAGCACCAAAACUUCUAUUCAAGACAUUCAGGUUUUCAACGGGAGAAAAUUUGGAAAGCCCCAAACAGUUUGUCUCGAUGAUGGGCACAUCACUAGCUUCGGCCGUUGCGCCGGGGCGAAAACGAUUGUAAACGGAACCGGCAAGUUUCUCAUUCCUGGCUUAAUCGACAAUCACGUCCAUUUGACCGACGUUCGCUCCCUCGAAGACUACACUUCGUACGGGUGUACAACCGCCAUGCACAUGAACUGCGCAAACUUCACGCAGUGUGCUACCCUCGCGCGUCAGUCGGGUCUCGCGUCGUUCCUCUACGCCAGCAUGGCUGCUGUCGGCAACGGCAGUCUGCACUCGAAACAACAAGCCGGACGCGCCAAUAAUACGCUAAUUUAUCCAAGUACGGACGUUGUGGAAUGGACGAAAUGGCAAUUCAACAACGGCAGCCACUUUUUGAAAAUCACCGCCGAAGUCGAUGGGCCGUCUCUGGAGCAGCAAACUAAGAUGGUUGAGACCGCACAUAACGAAUACCGAAGACAGACCAUGACGCAUGCCUCUCAGAUCGCGGCAUACCAGCAAGCUGCAGACUCGAAGACCAACGGCAUUCAGCACGUUCCGGAUGACGGUGUUCUGGGCCAAGAUGUGAUCAAGCAGAUUCUGAGCCAACAUCAAUACGUUACGCCUACAUUGAACAUCUUCGAAUACGGCUACCGAGAUGCUGUCCUGUCGAAGUUCUUGAACAUCCAACCAGGAAGCAACCGUACACUCGACAACGCUCACACGAAUGCUCGCCUCCUUCAUGAAGCUGGCGUGCCUAUUCUCGCUGGCACCGACGCCGUUGGCAUAUUGAAGCAGGGCAACGCCACAGCCUCAGUUCCCUUCGGUCUAACCCUUCAUUUUGAGCUCGAGAACCUUGUCAAAUACCUGGGCAUGUCCCCCGCCGAAGCUAUCAACUCUGCUACUCGCAAAGCCGCCAAUUGGCACCGUGUCCCUGACAGGGGCUCCAUCGAGAUUGGCAAGAGGGCUGACUUGGUGAUGCUCAACUCCAACCCUUUGGUUGACAUCAGCAACACUCAAGACAUUGCUCGGAUCUGGGUAUUUGGCUAUGAGGCUCCAGUUUACGCGAAAAACGGUACCGCUAAGAAUCCAGGAGCUUAA